Patella vulgata (common limpet) is the source of this 3369-nucleotide messenger RNA. RefSeq names its product zinc finger protein-like 1. Gene Ontology annotation, cellular component: Golgi apparatus. NCBI's taxonomy places the organism in Eukaryota, Metazoa, Mollusca, Gastropoda, Patellidae. The record is from RefSeq and is a predicted model, not a curated record. The transcript is spliced from 6 exons. Bases 124 to 1080 code for a protein of 318 amino acids.
AACGUGGCGAGAUCGUACGAGACCUCCACGCUGUAAACAACAUGGAAGAAGUUUGAAGUUUCCGGAAAUUCUAUUCAUCCUUUAUCAUUUUGGCGUGUGAUAAAUUAGUAUUUGUAGAUCAAUAUGGGACUUUGUAAAUGUCCGAAAAGGAAAGUAACCAAUCUUUUCUGCUUUGAACAUCGUGUAAAUGUUUGUGAACAUUGUUUAGUAGCAAAUCAUCCGAAGUGUAUUGUACAAUCUUACCUACAAUGGCUACAAGAUAGUGACUAUAACCCGAUUUGCAAGUUAUGUAACCAAGCAUUAGGAGCUGAAAAUGCAGAAUGUGUACGACUGGUUUGCUAUGAUAUAUUUCAUUGGAAUUGCAUAGACAGAUAUGCUCGAAGUUUACCACCAAACACAGCACCAGCCGGUUAUACUUGCCCAACAUGCAACACCGGAAUAUUUCCACCAGCAAAUAUGGCUUCUCCCAUAGCAGAUGUGGUAAAAACAUUCUUAUCACGUGUCAACUGGGCCCGAGCUGGAUUAGGGCUGCCAUUGAUUGAAGAAGCAGAAGCACCAGUUUCUAAUACUCCUGUAGUCAAAACAGAACAAAGUCCCCCACUCACUUCAACACCUUUUCCAACGCCAAAUCAGCAGACCCGCCCUAGUGCACAGGUGCCACCUUACAGUAGUACACCUACCAACCCCAACCCUCACAGUGUUAUAAGUGUUGACGCUGGAGCUAGUUCCAGAGGCCUUGGAACAGGACAAAACAAUCCAAGGAAAUUAUUUGAUACUACAACAGAUGAUGAUAUUUUUAAUAUGUCACAUGACCAUGAUGAAGAUAAAUAUAAAAGACGUCCAGCAUUCCAUUGGUUAGCAAAGUGGUUCAAGACCACAGAUUCAAGAAAAAGAAAAGAUCCAAAUGCAGUUAUGAAGAAAUUUUUAGUGGUUCUUGGAAUUGGAAUUAUUUCUUUCCUUACACUUAUUAUUAUAUUCUCUAAAUUAGGACAUGAAGUGGCAGAAAAUGAUCCCAACUUAGAUCCAAUGGCAAAUCCCAAUAUCCGAGUUAAUGAGAAGAUUGCAGUUGAUCACAAUUAAUUAAUUCUUAGGUGUAAAUUAUUAUAAUGGUGUUGUUUGUUCAUUGCAAGAAAGAUAAUAGUAUGGGAAGAGAGCUAUAUUGUUUUUACCUUGCCUAACUAAAAUCUAAUUUAUUUUUUGGGGACAAGUUUUGUGCAUGUUGUCUUAGCUAGCCUUAGAUAAGGCUAUUUAAAGCGGCACUGGUACAUUGUACUUUUAAAGAGAAAAUUAUUUUUUGUACUUUUUGUUGGCAACAGCAAAAUGAAAGUUCCUCUUUAAAAAUGUAAUAUGUUGAUAUAUUUUGUAAAUAGAUUUGUAUAUAUACAUUUAGAAUCAAAGGAAUAUUGGUCAUUUGAUUUGUCAAAUUUGAAAAUACUUACAAGCUGACCAAAAAUCUUUUUACAGUAAGAUCUGUGCAUGUAAAUACAUGUAAUGAGGUCAAAUCUGGCUACUGUUUGCUUCUGCAUUUAUCUACGUGAUGAUCUGAAAUAAUUCAUUAUAUUGGUUUAUUUCUGAUUAUACAUUUUUGAAAAAGUGAGUUAAGCUAAUGGGUUUGUGGGUAUAUUUGUAUUGUUAAUAUCAAUAAUGACCUAACAAGCAAUUAAUCUUAUAUUAACACCAUUAAGGUUAUGUAUUUGUUUAGUACAAGUAUUUCUCCAGUCUAUUAAAUGAAAUUUCCAAUAUUCUGGCAGUUCAGCUGCUUUAAUAAACUCCAUUAAAACUAUGCAUUCAUAUAGUACUUGUAUUGUUCAGCCCGUUAAGCGGUGUAAAGAAAAAUCCUCAAAAUUACAGUUUUCCCUACAUGUAGGCAUUUUAUUUAACUUUACACCCCAGUCGAUGUUCCCCAAACUGCCUAACCAUUCGAUCAAGAAAUAACAGUCAAGCUAGCAUAUGAUAAGCCGUCGGACAAGCCAUGGGGUUGCCAGUUAGUAAUACCCUGACUUUUUUGCCCAGUGCUUGCCCCGUGGGUGUAUUUUGGGUAAUCCAGUAUUUUUCUAAUAAGAUUGGGCAUCUAUACAUACUUUUAUUGGAAAUAACCACCCAAUAAAUACUUUUGUGACAAUGUAUCUUUAAGAGAACUCCUGUUGAAAUUCAGAAAAUUUUUACUGUGGAUUUCAGAAUUAUUUCAUUCUCUGUUUAUGUUCAAAUUUAUGAAAUCGUGUUAUUGAAGACAAUGGAUUUCCGUAAAAUUCAGUAGGGCGGUGUUCAGAUUUGUUCAAAUGAAGAUGCACUUAUAAGGGGCAAAUUUAGGUAAUCUUUAAAUGUCUUCUUCGUAUUGAGAAUGGCUGAAUAGUUUUCCUUAACUGGAAUAAAUUUAAUUCUGAAUCCAAAUUUUCUUUUAAUGAAAUAAAGUGUACAAGUUAAUAAUAGGUGUUUCAAUGAUGUGAUCUCUAUUUUGUGGUUUAUGCGUAUUUUCGAAAUGAUGCUAAAUAAAAUUUUAAUUGGAUUAAUGAUUCCUUUAUCACCACACUAAUCCUGUAUCAUACAUGUAUAUAAUUAUUACCCAUACAUCAUGAAAUAUGCUUUUAUAGACCCACAUUGAAAUGUCAUAUUACUGUUCGUCCCAGUUAUAGAGUUAUUUCCCUUGAUCAUGUCACAAAACCAUGUAAAGGCACUAAUGCAGUUAUACAGUAUAAAGAUGUUGCUUUUUAUUUACCUAAGGUUUCAGAAUGCAACAACAGCUGGGAUCACAUAGCUGCUGAGGGUACAUAUUGCUGCAUGAAAAAUAAUGGUGUAUAUAAUUAAUUAACUGUUUAUAGGGUUAUAAUGUCAACUGGUGUUUUCAUUUAAUGUCUCGGAUCAGUCAUUAUUAUUUUCUUGAUGGAAGUUGUUAUUGGGAAAUGAUUUUAUUAUUCCAUGAUUAUAGUAGUAAAAUCUUUUAGACAAAAAAGAAUAUUAAUAGUACACAACAAAAGAAAUGAAUUUGAAUUGUUAGUAUUGUAUCUAGUACACAAAAAUAGAGCAGAAUUUGAAUAACUGUUUGUUUUAUUAGUCUUAAGUGUGGGUUCAGAAUUAAUGGAUAAAUUUUGAUUUAGUAGUAAAGAUAUAUCUGUAUUUGUGAUUAUGUAUAUUAAGACUAUAUUGUUAAUAAAUUUACAGCAGUACAUUCAACACAUUGAAGUAUUUAUUUUUCCAUUUCAAAUGUUGCUCAUUUUUAUUUUGAAUAUUGACAAGAAAUAAUAGAAGUAAUAUAUAUAAAGGUUAAUAGGAAAAAUGUACUAAUAUACAAAUCUUUUGUUUAAUUAAAAUUGUACAUUCAUUUUCAUUUAUUUAUAUUAUGUAAAUAUGUAUUAUGUUAACAUGUAUUUA